This is a messenger RNA of Gastrolobium bilobum, 2010 nucleotides long. RefSeq names its product protease Do-like 9. NCBI's taxonomy places the organism in Eukaryota, Viridiplantae, Streptophyta, Magnoliopsida, Fabales, Fabaceae. Bases 152 to 1972 code for a protein of 606 amino acids. The record is from RefSeq and is a predicted model, not a curated record. Gene Ontology annotation, molecular function: serine-type endopeptidase activity; protein binding. The transcript is spliced from 9 exons. Gene Ontology annotation, biological process: proteolysis.
CCUCCUCUGCACAUUCUGUACUUUCAAUUCUCUCUUGUCUUCCCUUCUUUGCGUCUCUGAGAGGUCUGAGGAUGAACCUCGUACUAAUUGACACCAUUUUCACAUAAUCGGGGUUCUUUAUAAUCUUAACUAAUAAACAAUACCUCCAAAAAUGGGAGAUAACAAACGUAAGAGGGGACGCAAACCCAAAAACCCCGCCUCCGAAACCCUAGACUUACCCUCCAACACCACAGCCGCCGCCGCCGCCCCUAACACCACCACAACCACCGCCGCCACCACCAACAACAACAAUACCAACCAUUCCACCAUGGACGACGUCUUCUCCGUCGGCAACGUCGAGCUCAUCGACAACACAACUUCUCCCGAUCUCCGUCGCCGCCGCGGCCGACCCAAGAAGCUGCCCAACCACUCCGACAAGCCCCCCGCUCUUGCCACGGGGCGCCGCCUCGCUCGCCCAAUUGACAACUCCGUCGAUUGUACGGUUCCCGGCGGCGAAGUCGGGGGCUCCGCCGCGGUGGCCAUGGAAACGGAAGUGGACCCGGCGUGGGAGAGCGUUUCGGAUAGGGUGUUGCCGGCGAUGGACUCGGUGGUGAAGGUAUUUUGCGUGCACACGGAGCCGAAUUUUUCGCUGCCGUGGCAGAGGAAGAGACAGUACAGCUCAAGUAGCAGUGGGUUUGUGAUCGGGGGAAGGAGGGUUCUCACCAAUGCGCAUUCUGUGGAGCACUAUACACAGGUCAAGCUCAAGAAACGUGGCUCUGACACUAAGUACUUGGCCACUGUACUUGCCAUCGGAACUGAGUGUGACAUUGCCAUGCUUACAGUUGAUGAUGAUGAGUUCUGGCAAGGGAUGUCACCUGUAGAGUUUGGGGAUUUGCCCACACUUCAAGAUGCGGUCACUGUUGUGGGCUACCCAAUUGGUGGAGACACUAUUUCUGUGACCAGUGGUGUUGUAUCCCGCAUUGAGAUUCUAUCUUAUGUCCAUGGCUCCACUGAACUUCUAGGUUUACAGAUAGAUGCUGCUAUAAAUUCUGGCAAUUCUGGUGGGCCUGCAUUUAAUGAUAAAGGAAUGUGUGUGGGGAUUGCAUUUCAGUCCCUCAAGAACGAAGAUGUGGAGAAUAUAGGAUAUGUCAUUCCGACACCAGUUAUCAUACAUUUCAUCCAGGAUUAUGAGAAGAAUGGAGGAUAUACUGGGUUCCCUAUUCUUGGGGUUGAGUGGCAGAAAAUGGAAAAUCCUGAUCUACGAAUGGCAAUGGGCAUGAGACCUGAUCAGAAAGGUGUGCGUAUUAAAAGAAUUGAUCCUACUGCUCCAGAAUCUAAGGUUUUGAAGCCAUCAGAUGUUAUCCUUAGCUUUGAUGGAGUUGAUAUUGCCAAUGAUGGAACAGUUCCUUUUCGUCAUGGAGAGCGCAUUGGUUUCAGUUAUCUCAUAUCCCAGAAGUAUACUGGGGACGAGGCAGCAAUUAAAGUAUUGCGAAAUUCAGAAAAUUUCAAAUUUGACAUUAAACUCGAUAGUCACAAAAGACUUAUUCCAGCACACAGCAAGGGCAGGCCUCCCUCAUAUUAUAUUAUUGCAGGAUUUGUUUUUACAACUGUUUCAGUUCCAUAUCUUCGUUCUGAGUAUGGAAAGGAGUAUGUGUAUGAAGCUCCAGUCAAGCUUUUGGAUAAACUGCUGCAUUCAUUGCCACAAUCACCAGAUGAACAACUUGUUGUACUCUCUCAGGUGCUGGUGGCUGAUAUCAACAUUGGAUAUGAAGAUAUUGUUAACACCCAGGUCCUUGCUUUCAACAGUAAACCCGUGAAAAAUCUUAAGAGCUUGGCCAGUAUGGUAGAGAGCUGCGAUGAUGAAUAUUUUAAAUUUGAUCUAGAUUAUGAUCAGAUAGUGGUCCUUCGUGCGAAGACUGCAAAAGCAGCUACUCUAGAUAUUCUUGCAACACAUUGCAUUCCAUCAGCAAUGUCUGAUGAUCUUAAGUCAUGAUCUGGAUCAUAUUGUAGGUAGAUUCGGCAUCUAGUUAA